AUUUUGCAAUUGGUAAUUAGUGGUGUGGCAUUGGUGUUGGUCGAUGAUUCACUCAACCUCGAAAUCUCCGAGCUUUCUGUAGUUGUCUCGUCUCCGUCAAUCAUCACUAACGUAGAUCGCAAACUCAACAACAGUCAACAAUGGGUUUAGGUUUUGUCGUCGGAUUCAUCGGUCUUCUCAUUCUAUUUCACGCCGCUUAUUCCACCAUCCAGUACAGGGGCUUGUUGAAGAUCACGGAGGAAGAGUUUUCAGGGCCUCCUUUGAAUGUGGUGAUUGAGGUGACUCUAGGGUUAGUGCUUUGCAUGUGGGCUGCGCUGACUGUGCCUGGGAAGUUUUUGUCCAUCCACCCUGACUCUGAAGAGAACAGGAUUGUUUCUUUACCUGCCAACCUGGACUUCAUGAUCUUCAACCAUCGAUACAAAGUUUUUCCUGUAGAACUGGAUGUGAAGCUUAAGCAUUGAGGACUUUCAUAUAAUUGGACCAAGUAACUACAUUUCUUAUACGAGGAAGAAAAUCCUUUCCUUGAAAAUUGAAUAAUUUAUGCAUUUGAUUUUGAUAUUAGUGUUGGUUGAUGUACGAGUUUUUGCAGAUUUCUCUUGUAGCUUUGUACCUUACAUUUCUGUACUGGGCACGUAUUUUUACAGGAUUUUAUUCCUAGACGCACUUAAUAUUUAGGACGAGGUAGCCUUUAAUUUGACCAUCCUUAA
This is a messenger RNA of Cajanus cajan (pigeon pea), 707 nucleotides long. Its product is annotated as membrane magnesium transporter-like protein. The record is from RefSeq and is a predicted model, not a curated record. Gene Ontology annotation, cellular component: EMC complex; Golgi apparatus; early endosome. NCBI's taxonomy places the organism in Eukaryota, Viridiplantae, Streptophyta, Magnoliopsida, Fabales, Fabaceae.